AAAAAAAAAAACACUAAACUCUGAAGUGUUGCAUUUUUUCAUCCCAUUCUCAUCUUUCUCAUUUUCAAUCCUUUUCUUCUUUCAUUCUCUGCCUUUUCAACUUCCGUUCGUUGCUUCGUUUCGGAGAAGGCUCUGCGUUUUGAUUCCGGAGAAACACUCUAUUAUUAUUGUGUAACGGACGCCGUCUACUGAACUGUGUUUAAACAUUUACAUCAAUGACUUUGCUGCAGCAUCGAACGUGAAUUACACUCACAUUUUGUUGAUUUUUCCUGUUUUCUCUUUUUCUGUGUGUUUGGUGCAAGCUUUUCCGAAGACAUGGCACCAUGGUGGGGAAAGCCUUCGUCCAAAGAGGUUAAGAAGAAGAAGACAAACCGGGAAAGUAUUUUUGAUAUGAUACAGCGAAAAUUGAAAAAUGUUUCUGAAGUGAAGAGCAACUAUAAAUCAGGAGGGUCUCGGGGACAUCGUAGUUGCAGUAUCUCUAAGAAGGGAUCUAGAUCAUUCGGACCUUCAACAAGAUCAUCAUCGUCCUCUCCAACUGUGUCCCGCUGUCUAAGUUUUGCAGACCAUCAUUAUUCUCGGCCAUACCCAGUGAUAGGCUCGCCCCUUCAUACUGUUAGUAAUGCAAGUUCUGGAAUUAUUUUAACAUCAAAACUGGAAAGAGCCACAGAAGAUCCUACAUCUAGACCAUCUAUAUAUUUUCCCCUUCCAGAACCUGGUUAUCUGACUAUGAAAAUAGAAACAGAGCCACCAUUAACAGACGUGGAAGGAGAUCUAGUGACUGCAUCUGUUUCCUGUGACAGCUCUAUUGAUAGUGGUGACUCGUCUGAUUCACAUCUUGUUAGUCCUCUGGCAUCUGACUGUGAAAAUAGAAACAGAGCCACCAUUAACACUUCUAAAAGUGUGGCGAACAGAGAUCAGUCACGGACUACUAUCCAAAGAAACUCAAGAGCAUCCUCAAAACCAGGUCAUAAACUGCGCAACAAUAAGCCACUGUCUAGCUCGCCAAAAGGGGUUCCUUUGCAUCUGCAAAUAGGUCGUGCAGGUGGUUUUUGCAGUGCACCAGAUAGUUCAAUGUCUAGUCCUAGAAGUCCAAUGCGAGCAUUAGGUCUAGAGCAAAUGCGAGCAUUUGGUCCAGAGCAAAUGCUAAAUUCAGGAUUAUGGACAGGGAAGCCUUAUCCAGAUAUAGCUUCUGGGCACUGCUAUAGUCCAGUUUCAGGCCAUAAUUCUAGUAAUAAUUCAGUUGGUGGGGAUCCGUCGGCAUUUAGGGCACCCAACAAGUGUAGUGCUGAGUGUUCCCCAAUACCUAGUCCCAGGAUGACAAGCCCUGGCCCUAGUUCCAGGAUACAGAGCAGUAAUGUCAGUCCUCUGCAUCCAAAGGCUGGAGGUGCAGCAGCAGAGUUGCCUACUAGAAGACCUGAUGUCAAUAAACAACAAAGUCAUCGGUUACCACUUCCUCCAAUAAAAGUGACUAAACCUUGUCCAUUUUCUCCUACCUAUUCUGUGUCUUCAACUCCUUCAGCCCCUAGAAGUCCUGCCAGACCAGAAAAUUCAACAAGCCCAGGUUCACGCUGGACAAAAGGACAUUUGCUUGGAAGGGGAACAUUUGGACAUGUUUAUCUUGGUUUCAGCAGAGAAAGUGGCGAGAUGUGUGCAAUGAAGGAGGUAACCCUUUUUUCAGAUGACCCUAAAUCACGGGAAUGUGCGCUACAACUUACCCAAGAAAUUGCACUGCUAAGUCACUUGCGGCAUCCAAAUAUAGUCCAGUAUUAUGGGUCUCAAACGGUAGAUGACAGACUUUAUAUAUACUUAGAGUACGUCUCUGGUGGGUCUAUCUAUAAACUGCUUCAAGAAUACGGACAGUUAGGUGAAAUUGCGAUUCGGAAUUACACCCGGCAAAUUCUUUCAGGACUUGCAUAUUUGCACGCAAAGAACACUGUUCACAGGGACAUCAAAGGAGCAAACAUAUUGGUGGACCCUAAUGGACACAUAAAACUGGCAGAUUUUGGGAUGGCAAAGCAUAUAAGUGGACAGUCUCUUGCAUUUUCUUUUAAAGGAAGUCCUUACUGGAUGGCACCUGAGGUUAUAAGAAAUUCAGGUGGUUGUAAUCUUGCUGUUGAUAUAUGGAGUCUGGGCUGCACUGUUCUGGAGAUGGCAACAACAAAACCACCUUGGAGCCAAUAUGAAGGGGUUGCUGCCAUGUUUAAGAUUGGAAACAGCAGGGAACUUCCUAAAAUUCCAGAUCAUCUAUCAGAAGAAGGGAAAAGUUUUGUCAGGCUUUGUUUGCAAAGAAAUCCACUAGAUCGGCCUUCAGCUGGUCAACUUCUAGAGCACCCAUUUGUUAAAAGUGCUUAUCUGGAAAGACACUUUCUGAAUGCUGAUCCUUCAGAAUCCCCAUCUUCUGUUAUGAAUGCAAUGAGAUCACUGGCAAUUGGAUCUCCCAAACAUAAACUAUGUUUAGACUCGGAAGAAGUAGCUGGUAUCCAUGGUAUCCCUCCAGCUAGAAACUUCAGAACCGGAUAUGAAUCAAGUUAUGCUCAUAAAUCAAGGAUCGUUUCAUGUCCCGUUUCUCCAUCUGAUGGACUGCGUGUGCCUCCCAGAACAAUAAAUCCGAGUGGCAGGAUAUCUCGCUCUCCAACGCCUAAACCUCAUACCGCAUCUGGCCCUUCUACUCCAUGUCCCGUUUCUCCAUCUGAUGGACUACGUGUGCCUCCCACAACAAUGAAUCUGAGUAGCAGGAUACCUCGCUCUCCAACGCCUAAUACUCAUACCGCACCUGGCCCUUCUACUCCGCAAAUCUGUAUCUGUAGAUGUGGGGCAAACCCAUAUUAUCAAACAAAGCAGCAACCUAUAUUCCCUCAUGAACUGGGUAUGACCCAUAAAUCUCCUACUGGUAAUCAGUCAAAUAGAAGAACUGUUUGUCAAUGUCAGGGUUCAAAGCAUGGUCAGUUACAAAGAAAUACGAAACCCACCAUUCAGUCAAAUGGAGGCGCUGCUUGUCAAUGUCAGUGUUCAAAGCAUGGUCAGAUUCAAAGAAAUAUGCAGCAACAUAGACAACAACCUUGCUGCCCCCGGGAUAUAAUUUCACCUGAAAAUAAUGCUGUUGCAAACCAUAGUAGGAGAGCCGUAGAGGGAGUCCCAAGAGAAUCUCGUAAUGGGAGGUCGAGUAAUUGUGUGUCCCGACAACAGCGGGUGAGAGAUAAUGUGCGGCCAAAUGCAUCUCGUAAGUCAAGUGCACCAGUGGUUGAUCGCACUAAUGGCCUGUGAUUAUAGCAGUAGAAUAAUAGGAAAUUUUUAAUUUUACAAAGUUGAUGCUGCACAUGCAGCAUUCUCAAUCCUGCUUAAAAUAUUUUUUAAUUUUUUUUAGGCAAAGCAAAAUUGUACAUCACACUUUGCGCUGUUUUGUAUUUUUUCAUUGUAGCUGCAAAGGGUAGUAGUGCCAAAUGCCAAUACAGAUACAAAUGUCUAUUGUAAGGACAAACUCAUCAAUCACAGUUGAAUCAAGCAAUAUUUUUCUCCAUUUACUGUA
Messenger RNA from Vicia villosa (hairy vetch), 3526 nucleotides. RefSeq names its product mitogen-activated protein kinase kinase kinase YODA. Gene Ontology annotation, biological process: protein phosphorylation. NCBI's taxonomy places the organism in Eukaryota, Viridiplantae, Streptophyta, Magnoliopsida, Fabales, Fabaceae. Bases 316 to 3264 code for a protein of 982 amino acids. The record is from RefSeq and is a predicted model, not a curated record. The transcript has 12 exons. Gene Ontology annotation, molecular function: ATP binding; protein kinase activity.